AUGAACGUAUUCAAAAAGGCUCUGGACAGCGAUAGAAACUUCCAAUCAUCGCUUUACAUUGGUAAUCUAGAUCCUCAGGUUGACGAGCCUCUACUAUACGAGCUCUUCAUCCAGCUAGGCCCAGUCAAGCUGCUCUAUCUACCGAAAGAUAGGAUUCUGCGAAAACACCAAGGGUUCGGUUUCAUAGAGUUCAGAACUCCUGAAGAUGCUGGCUAUGCUCUUGAGAUUCUUCGAGGUAUCAGACUAUAUGGGCGUAUCUUGAAAAUGAAGAAAACAGACCCUAAGCAUGGUACGUCAUCUACCUCUAGUGCAGGCGCUGGAGAUGAGGUGGGCUUAAGCAUAGGCGCUAGACUCUUCGUCAAAAACUUGAACCAAAUGGUGGAUGAUAAGUAUUUGAAGGAAACCUUUGGGAAGUUUGGAAACCUUAUAGAGAACCCACUGAUAGUUAGAGAUGAGGAAGGAAACUCAAAGGGCCAUGGGUUUGUGGAGUAUGACAGUUUCGAGGCCAGUGAUGAAGCAAUUGAGAGGAUGAAUGGUGCCAUACUUAUGAAUAAUAGGGUCACCGUGGAGUACGCUUACAAGGAGGGCAAAUCGAGGCAUGGCGACAGCGUCGAGAGGCUACUCGCUGAGAAAGCUAAAACGAACGUUAAGAAACCAGUGCCCACGAAAACCAAGAAGCCAAGAAGGGGUCAACAGUAG
This is a messenger RNA of Candidozyma haemuli, 699 nucleotides long. RefSeq names its product U2 snRNP complex subunit. Gene Ontology annotation, cellular component: nucleolus; U12-type spliceosomal complex. Bases 1 to 699 code for a protein of 232 amino acids. Gene Ontology annotation, molecular function: RNA binding. Lineage: Eukaryota; Fungi; Ascomycota; Pichiomycetes; Serinales; Metschnikowiaceae. Gene Ontology annotation, biological process: positive regulation of mRNA splicing, via spliceosome. The transcript has a single exon. The record is from RefSeq and is a predicted model, not a curated record.